AUUCUUCCCAAACUUGAAGCUGCUAGCUAGCUAAGCUUUGAGCUGAAAACCAGCCCCACCCUCCUUAGACUUUAGCCAUUAUUAUAUCCUGUUAUAGAAGCGGAAGUUUACUCAACCACGAUCAACUGUUGCUUGUUGCAUAAUCGUUUGUUGAAUCAAGAUGGGGAACAAGUUAGAGGUACCUAUAGUUGACCUGAGUGGCAAGGUGGCCAUAGUGACUGGAGGGAACACUGGCAUUGGCUAUGAGUUGGUCAAGGGACUGGCAGAGAUGGGUGCUCACACCAUCAUGGCCUCCAGAUCAGAGGAGAGGGCCACUGCUGCAAUCGCUCGUAUAAAAGAAAGUUCUGAGAAAGAUUUGAAAGUGGAGUUUAUGCGUCUGGACCUUGGCUCCAUCCAGUCCACUAAGGACUUUGUGAGGGCAUUCAAAGAGAAGAACCUGCCACUGCACAUACUCAUCAACAACGCUGGUAUUGCGAUGCUACCAUUCACUAUGACUGACGAAGGCCAUGAAAUGCACUAUCAGGUGAACCACCUUUAUCCAUUCCUCGUCACCUUGGAGCUACUUCCCAUCGUCGUGGAGACUGCCUCCACUAGCGGAGAUGGUAGGAUACUGUUUGUCUCCUCCUCUGGUCAUGUGCGUAAUGUGACUGGACCCGUCAACUUUGAGACAAUCGAUUCAGACCUUGACUACGGUCGGCUCAAAAGCUAUGGCCGUACCAAACUGUACAAUGUGAUGACGACCUUUGCCCUCCAGCGUAGGCUUCAAAAUGUCUCCAUUACAGUGUCUGCCCAACAUCCUGGCCUGGUGGCCACUGAGAUCAAGAGGGGGUACAGUGAUCAUCGAUUUCUCUCUUCUGUUGCAAGUGUUGUAAAUGCAACUAUUGCCCGUAAUCCUAAGGAUGGAGCAGCCACAACUCUGAACUGUGCCGUCAACCCUGCACUCAACUCCCAGGAAGCCUUCUACUACGACAGCUGUAAAGUGACUGCCCCUAACCCUGACGCCAGGAAUGAGACGUAUCAGGAGGAGCUCUGGAGAAGAAGUAUCGAGGCUCUUAGAGACCACCUCUCACCAGAGAUACUGGAGAAGUACGGACCCUCAACGGCUAUUGAAAGUGUGCAACCUGAACCCCCUUCCCCACCACUCCCUACUGAGGGCGAGACAGAAGAAGGUGAAGAGAUUUCUACUACUGCAGCUGCUACCGUUACUACUGGAGAUACAGUUACAACAGAAACGACUGGUGAUAAGGAACCUGAAGCUGGAGCACCACCCUCCCCACCCGAAAUAGUUGAAAAUGAACCAGAAGAUCCAGCUGCAAUCGAAGAUGCCACUAAGGACAGUAAUGAUGACUAGAACACUUAUUAAUUAUAAUUAUGUUGAUGGCAAAAUAAAAUAAAUGUCGAUAAGAGUAGAUAGAUCUACUUGAUGUCAUGAAUUUGGCAGUUUACAAA
Halichondria panicea is the source of this 1449-nucleotide messenger RNA. RefSeq lists its product as uncharacterized. The coding region runs from base 161 to 1351 and encodes 396 amino acids. The record is from RefSeq and is a predicted model, not a curated record. The transcript has 8 exons. NCBI's taxonomy places the organism in Eukaryota, Metazoa, Porifera, Demospongiae, Suberitida, Halichondriidae.